GUCAAGCUGCACUCGUGCUGUCAUGCAGAUGCGCCCGAAGCAGAUGCAACCCGAGGCGCUAGAAGUCGCUGUUGGGGGCGAGGGACUUUGCACAGUUUGCUGGGUCAAGGAGGCGGAGCCUGCAGAGGCGAAAGGGAAACCUCAGCAGCGCGUCCCUAUGGAGCUAUGGCUCUGUUUCAUCUUUCUCUUGCCCUUCUCCCUGGUGCAUGGAGCAGACAGGGCUUCCUUCUCUCGCCACUUUCGAAGCAGCCAGCAGGAAGAGAAGGAGGAGGCGGCCAAGUGGGAAAGCAUUUUAAGAAUUAGACGUCUGAAUUCCUUGUCAAAUGGUGACAACACUACUGCUUUCUAUGGAAUGAAUCAGUUCUCACAUUUGUUUCCUGAAGAAUUCAGAGCUAUUUACCUACAGAGUAAGUCUUCUAAAGUGCCCAAAUUUACUCCGGAAGUUAGAGUAGAGGAAAUUGAUAAACCCUUACCAGCAAAGUUUGAUUGGCGCGACAAGGGUAUUGUUACAAAAGUGAGAAACCAAGGAGUGUGCGGUGGUUGUUGGGCUUUCAGUGUUGUUGGUAUAAUAGAAUCUGUCCAUGCAAUAAAAAGGAAUGUUCUGGAAGAACUCAGCGUACAACAGGUUAUUGACUGUUCAUACAUUAAUUCUGGAUGCCGAGGUGGCUCCCCGGUUGGUGCUCUGGGGUGGAUCAAUCAGACACGUGUGAAAUUAGUCAGAGAUUCAGAAUAUCAUUUUCAAGCUGAAACAGGAUUGUGCCGUUAUUUCAGUCGUGCAGAUUUUGGAGUCUCAAUCAAAGGCUAUGCUGCAUAUGAUCUCAGUGACCAGGAAGACAAAAUGAAAAAACUGCUGCUUGAAUGGGGUCCUUUGGCAGUAGUUGUAGAUGCAGCAAGCUGGCAAGAUUACCUUGGUGGAAUCAUACAGUAUCAUUGUUCCAGUGGAGAACCAAAUCAUGCUGUUCUCAUUACAGGUUAUGAUACAACAGGUAGCAUUCCUUUCUGGAUUGUUAAGAACUCCUGGGGACCAGCCUGGGGGAUAGAUGGCUAUGUUCGUAUUAAAAUAGGUUCCAAUGUCUGUGGUAUUGCUGAUGAAGUUUCUGCUGCAUUUCUGUGAAAUUGCUGCUUCGCAUAAAGAAUCUGUGGCAGUCCUUUUGCACAAAAUAUGAAAACAAUUUAUUUUCAAGGUGGCACACUAUUUCUGGGCAUUGAAAUUAUAACAAAUCUCAAAACAUAGAAGAAGUAUUCCCUUCCAACCAAUGCCGUGGACAUUUACUGUUGGUGAAUCAGAAGACUGCAGUAGGCACGCAAAUUGUACCACAACCAUUAAUUUGAUUGAAGGAGGGUUGUAUAUUACCUGUUCUGGUACAGAAUUUGGGAAUCUCUGCCUUUUCUGCUUAUCAAAAUGUUUUUAGUAAAUAUUUGAGUUACUAUGGCAUAUUAUGCAGGGAGCUAAAUAACAGGAUUGAUCAGAUAUUGGCUAGCAACCUGUAAGUUAGUCCCUGCUUGAGUAGACCCAUUCAGUCAACUGUUGAAUGGUGAGUUCAUUUUUUGCUAAAUCCAUUGGAUUCAAUGGAUGUACUCUGAUCAGUAUUACAAUAGGAUUUAGGACCUCAUCACACUACAGCAUGGAUCCACUUUAAAUUUUUUGGCUGUUUCCUGCAGAAUUCUGGGGUUUGUAGUCAAGUGAGUGGACUUUAAACUGCUCAGCCGGACGUCCUGGGCCUCCCUAAACUACAAACCCCAGAAUUCUGCAGGAGGCAGCCACAGGUUUUAAAGUGGAUCUGUGCUCCGUGAUGAGGCACUAAGUCCAAUAUGUUCUUCCCUUGAGACAUUAGACAAAAUAUACUGUGUGUCUCAGUAUCUAGUCUAUAAAAGGGAGAAAAUGAUCAAUUAGAUUCUGUAUUUCUUAUGAAGUCAAAACACAAGGAAAGACUGCAGAACAUUUUGCAAAUAAAAAUCACAGACUGGUUCUACACUGCUGUAUAAUGCAGUUUGAACUGCAUUAUACGGCAGUGUAGAACCAGCCAGAGUUUUGGAGAACUUGAUUGUUUAGGGCACACACCCCUGCUUUUUCCUAGCGCCACACAGAGUGUAAUUCAGCUUCUUGAAUAGGAGUGGGCACCUUACAAGUAUCAGUGGGCCACAUUGAACCCAAUUCCCUAUUAGGGCUACUCCAUUGUUACAGGAGAAUGGCAUGGUACUCCACCAUCAGCACAGACUCUACAGGCUUCUUCUAGAAGGUAUAGAGAGGAAGGCUAAAUAUAUCAGUAUCUGCCUAUUCUGUCCAUGGUUCAUUAUCAGCAACAUGAAGAAAUGGCCAGGUCUUGUACAAAGGGGCCCCCUCAGUAGGGGUGUUCUUUCCAUUCCUAUUUCUGAGUGUUUGUGCUGUACUGGAACCUGAUAUUCUUUCUGUCUUGUAAAUUCAGCUACAGGGUCAUUCUAGUUUUCUACGUCCAAAGUUGUCAGUUUGAGUCAAGCUAUCUUGUAUCCUGUUUGUAACUAAAAUUAUCAGCAAUGCUGUUUUCUCUCCUCAAAUGUAUGAGUAGUCUUUCAUACACAAAUGAAAAGCAUUUUGAAAUGUUUCCAAUUAACACUUCCUCGAUUAACACACAACUCUUAAAGCAUUCUUAUUGUUGUGAUUCAGCCUGAUGAAGAUGAGGGGUUUGGGGUUUCAGGGCCCGAGAGAGUGCUGGAAUCAGAUGCAGCUGAGGAGGAGCAAAAGGAGAGGGUUUUAGAGCAAGAUGCUGUCUCAGAGAGAGUGUGUGAAAGCAGAGCUGUUUUAGAAUCUGACAGUCAGGGUGGGGACCUCUCACCCCGUCAUGAUUGCAUUAGCUUAUCCGAGGGAGCAGUUGGCUUAAAGAUACAAGACUGCUUCUGAGGGGGGAGAGAUUCAGGUUCAGGAAAUCGGAAUCCGUGAGAAGGAGAGGCAAAAGCAGGCCCCUCAAGGUCAAAGAAAUGUGUUCAUGCUUUACACUCCUUAAAUCAGAGCGAGCUAUGUUGGGAUUUUAGAUCAAGCAAAGUUGCUAUCCAAGUAAAGACCUCCUAUCUUGUUCCUAGUUCAGGAAUUAGUUCAAGACCCAAGAUUCAUGUCAUGUUUUGAUACUUGUUUUAUGAAUAUACCUUUGGAUUCAUGCUCAUGUUUUGUCUCCUUGUUUCAUGGAAUAUUUUAAGAUUCAUGCUCAUGUUUUGUUCCUUGUUUUAUGGAUUUACCUUGGGAAUCAUGUUUAUAUUUUAAGCCUUUCUUCAUGGUUUUACGCCUUGUUUCCUGGAUUUGUAUUGCCAUUGGAUUGUUUUCUUACUGCCAGUUUGACCUGGCUUAUUGCCUGUGAGACUUGUCUUCUGUAUCAACUUCUUGGAUUUUACCCUUUUGCUUUCUUAUGGUGUUUUCCCCUUUUUAUAAGUGUUUUUAUCAAUAAACUGUUUUAUUAUC
Anolis carolinensis (green anole) is the source of this 3430-nucleotide messenger RNA. RefSeq names its product cathepsin O (gene ctso). The coding region runs from base 23 to 1114 and encodes 363 amino acids. The transcript is spliced from 8 exons. Gene Ontology annotation, cellular component: lysosome. NCBI's taxonomy places the organism in Eukaryota, Metazoa, Chordata, Lepidosauria, Squamata, Anolidae. The record is from RefSeq and is a predicted model, not a curated record. Gene Ontology annotation, molecular function: cysteine-type endopeptidase activity.